CCAUUAGGGUUCCUUCUCCUUAUAUUAAAGGGACUCUCCUCUCUCGAUAAAGGCACCCAUGCCUUUGUAAAUCUUCUAGAUCUAAAGAAAAAAGAAACCCUAAGUUCUCUCUCUCCUUCGAUUUAAUCAAUCAUCAAUGGCGGAGGAGCAAGCGGCAGAUAUGGCGGCGACAAAGGAGGAGAGAUCGACCGGCAGGGUGGUUCGAUUCAGCGACAAGAAAGGAUUUGGAUUCAUCAAACCUGAUGUUGGCGACAAAGAUCUCUUCGUUCACCACUCCGCCAUCAAAUCUGACGGUGGCUACCGUACUCUUUACGAAGACGACGUCGUUGAGUUCACUAUUUUACUGACUGAAGACAAGUACCAAGCUAUUGAAGUUACUGCCCCCGGUGGCGGACCUAUCAAACGCCGCACUACCACCUCCGGUGGUUUCAGCCGCCGCAACAACAAUAACAACGGUGUUGGCUGUUUCAAUUGUGGGAAUCCUGGCCAUAUUGCGAGGGAUUGCAACAAUAACAGUAGUAAGAGUUACAAUAAUUACAACAACAACAAUCGCGGUGCCGAUUUUGGUUGCUACAAGUGUGGUAGCAGUGGGCAUUUUGCGAGGGAGUGCACGAAGGGGAAUAACAAUGGGUGUUACAGUUGUGGAGGGAUUGGGCAUGUGGCAAGGGACUGUCCGGGUGGGAGUGGAGCUUGUUAUAACUGCGGUGGGUAUGGGCAUUUGGCUAGGGAUUGCACCAGUGCAAGAGUAACUGGUGGUGGAAGGUUUGGCGUUGGUAAUAGUGGUGGAUGUUUUAAUUGUGGUAAUGAAGGGCACUUUGCUAGGGAUUGUCCUGAGCAGUCUUGAAUAAAAGAGGGAUGAUGGUAACUGUUGCUGUUAAUCUUGGGUUUAUCUUUGGCUCGUUGUUUGUUUUUUGGGGGUUUAUGAUAUAGAUAGGAUUAUGUUGGGGGUUCCUAUUUUUGUUAGGGGAAAUUGUUUUUUCCCAGUUUUGACACAAUAUAUACAUGGUCGUUUCGGAUUAAAAGUUAAUUUUUUUUCUAAUUUCUAUUACUGUUAGUGACAUUUGAGUAGUUUUCUAAUUGAGCGGUUCUUAUUUUUGUCAAGUGUGAACUAUGGGCUUUAAUGCGAAGGUUUAAAGCUUGUUUUUUC
Molecule: messenger RNA, 1147 nt
Organism: Populus nigra (black poplar)
Lineage: Eukaryota; Viridiplantae; Streptophyta; Magnoliopsida; Malpighiales; Salicaceae
Product: cold shock protein 1-like
Exons: 1
Coding region: 137-844 (235 amino acids)
Molecular function (GO): zinc ion binding; nucleic acid binding
Source: RefSeq, a predicted model, not a curated record